CUUGCGAAUUAUGCCAUGUUGCUUAAAUUGGAUAAAGUAUGGAAUGAUGAACUUGUGUAUGUCAUUGAGGUAUUCAUGCAUUAACAUUGGGCAGGAAAAGGGAAAGAAUUGAUUUACUUUAAAAAGGGGAAAUUUCGGGAAAUUUGAUAACAUGUAAACCUUAUUGAUGAACGGGGAGAGUAAUACUAGUUUGAAGUAUUAUUGAGGUCAUUUGAUUGUGUAUCAUCAUCUACUAUUGCCGUGAAUUCGGAAUUUGAGCCAUGAUAGGUUAAAAAUGAAUUUAAACAGGGUAUGGUAGACCUAUUUUUAGGGGAGGUCAUGCCAAAUAUUUUUUUUUUUUUUUUUUUUUUUUUUUUUUUUUUUUGUGUUUAAAAGGUAUUAGUUUUGGGAUCGUUACAAAUUUGGUAUCAAAGCAAAGGUUCGAAAACCUUUAGGACGACGGUAGAGGCCUACAUAGAGUCGCAUGGGAUGUUGUUUGUAUUGUUUACUUGACUACUUGCUACGUGGUAUCUUAUUUAAAUGAGCAUGCUUAACUGCCUAUGUGCUUACUUGCUUACUUGUUUAUGUUAAAAUGUUUCUUGCAUAGUCUUGCAUGCUAAGUGUUGUACGGUAUUAAUUCUUGUUGAGUCGUCCACAGUGGACCUUAGUGUCAUGUUUCUGAAUCGUUUUCUCGUUUUAUAGCACGAUGUCACGGCGUGAGGAACCUAGAGAAGUUGGCCCUAGGCCAACAAGGGGCGAUGUUGGUGAGAGCUCUAGCUCCAAUCCGGUGGAGCCAGUUGAUGAGAACAUGCUUCUUAGGGACUUGAUUCCCCCAAGAAGAGAGAAUGUUGAAACACCCGUACCCGUAGAAGUGGGUGAAGGUUCUGUGGCACUGGAGUUGAAUCGAUUGUUGCAAAAUGUCGUGAGGGCAACGAUUGUUGCUAAUCCGCAAUUGGCACCACAACCUACGGUUCAAGUUGAGGAGAUGCCAGCUCAGAAGCGUCUCAAGAUCAUUAAGGGGUUUUCUCAGCUGAUGCCGGUUAUGUUUGAGGGCGGUGCGGACCCAAUGGUAGCCGACAACUACAUGGAUCAAGUCGAAACUCAGUUGACCUCAAUGGAUGUGACAGAGGAUCACUUGAAGAUCAUCCUAGCAACUUACAAGUUUGCUAUGGAUGCCAAGGUUUGGUGGAAGUCGAUCACCAACCAGUAAAAGAUUGAAGAUAUGAGUUGGGACAGGUUCAAGGAACUGUUUUAUGAGAAGUACUUUCCGCUUUCCAAAAGAUGGGAGUUACAAGACCAAUUUCAUAAUCUUAUUCAAGGGAACAUGUCAGUGGCGGAAUACGAGAACAGGUUCACAUCACUUUCCCGUUUUGCUUUAGAAAUGGUGAAAGAUGAAGCUAACAAGACUCGGAAGUUUGUCUCGGGUCUUAAUGAUCGAAUGAGGCCGUUGAUCACGGCACAGUUUAUUAAGGUUUACUCUGAAGCAGUGGAAAGGGUUUUGAUGCUGGAGGCUGACAAUAGAGAGAAGGAUACAAGAAGAGAGCAAUUGAAGCAAAAGAGGGGUGCAGGGCCAUCCUCAGAGGGAUCUUCUUGGAAAAGGAACAGGGGCAGUCCAUCUCAGUUUCAGGGGCAACAGUCUACAAGAUCUACUCCUACCACUCCUAUGCCAGCUGGACCUGACAGGAGUGCAGUUGUUUGUUAUCAGUGUCAGCAGCCUGGACAUUACAAGUCCAGUUGUCCGAUGAGAUCGUCUUCAGUUUCGUCAGCUCCGAAGGCUUGUUAUGGGUGUGGCCAGCAGGGUCACUUGAUUUGUGAUUGUCCGAGUCAGAGAGCAGGCACUAUUAGUGGCAGAGGGUUACAGCAGAGGCCGUCACAAUCGGCUACAGUUCAGUCAGGUUUCAGACCACCACCACCACAGCCUACUAUGUCUUCACAGGGUUCACAAUCAGUUAGGAGGGAUACUCCUACUAUGUCAGUGCAGCAGUCAGGUGUUCAGGUUGGCAGUCCUCAGGCACAGGUACCACAGGGAUGUGUUUUUGCACUGGCACAGACCGAUGCAUCUUCUGGACCGUCAGUUCUUCGAGGUAUUGGAAAAGAACUGGUGGGCGACAACCCACCUCAAGCUUGAGCGAUACUAAAAGCUUACUUUUGUGUCUUUUGUAUAUCUCCCAUUAUUUUUGCAAAGCACUAAAAGUGUGAAGGUGUAUAUGUAUAUUUUGCAAAAACUUUGUCAUGUAAUGUAAUUAAGGUAUUUAUGAUAUUUUGGAUGUGAAUUUGAUAACAUGUAAAUCUUAUUGAUGAAUGGGGAGAGUAAUACUAGUUUGAAGUAUUAUUGAGGUCAUUUGAUUGUGUAUCAUCAUCUACUAUUGCCGUGAAUUCGGAAUUUGAGCCAUGAUAGGUUAAAAAUGAAUUUAAACAGGGUAUGGUAGGCCUAUUUUUAGGGGAGGUUAUGCCAAUUUUUUUUUUUUUGUGUUUAAAAGGUAUUAGUUUUGGGAUCGUUACAAUCUCAAUCUAAAACAACAAUUUGUAAAUCAGCUAAAACUGUUAUAAAUGACAAUAAAUUGAAAAUGCUUAAACUCAAACUCUCAAGUUCAGCUAUGUUUAUGAAUACAGUAAGAGAAUAUGUACAAUACAAACAUACACACACACACACAUAUGUAUAAAGAUAAGGGUGUGUGUCUAUAGAUGAAAAAGAAAUAAUUAGUUGAUAGCAACAAAACUAUGUUUGUAAAAUGAAAAGUUCAGUUCUUUAACCUCUACGUUUCUGCCCCCGGAAGUACAAGAUUUAACCCGCCAUCCAGUAGAAGAAGUUUAGUCUUUGCAGGACUGAAGUAAGCAUAAUGUUUCGAAAAAAAAAAAAAAAAAAACUAGUAUUUACCAAGUGAAAGGAAUAUAGAAAAUCCAAAAAGAAAUCAGAUUGUGAUGUCUGCACCACCACUAACAACCACAAGAAUAGCCCUAAUACUAAUUCACCCAAGUAUUGGAAAUGGCAGGGUAGA
Molecule: messenger RNA, 2978 nt
Organism: Cornus florida
Lineage: Eukaryota; Viridiplantae; Streptophyta; Magnoliopsida; Cornales; Cornaceae
Exons: 2
Coding region: 1202-2107 (301 amino acids)
Molecular function (GO): nucleic acid binding; zinc ion binding
Source: RefSeq, a predicted model, not a curated record